UACAGUCAGUGCGGCAGACAGAGAUAGAAGGAUAGAGYGAGGGAGUGAGUGAAUGAGAAAGACGGGCACACAGGGAGUGAAACAGACAGAGCGAGGGUAGCGGCUCUUACAUCUAGACGCGUGUAGAUAUUUUGCUCCGGGAGAUUCAAAAUAAAACAAACAAGAACACAACAGAUCGCGCUUGUGACAGGAAAGGCACCCGAAAGAGAUAUUUGAAUGACUUUUCUGCCUAGCUGAAUUAUUAUUCCGAGGAAUAGUGUCAUAUGUGGAGAUUUCUUAACCUCGGAACGGCUGGCGUUUUUCAGCGCACGAACAAGGAAUACAAUGCUAAGGAUUUUGGACCCCGUGGUCACUGUCGUGACCAUUUCCUUUGUGGUCAAGGGGGUGCUCGGUGGCUACGGGAUGAGCAUGUUCGCCGCGCAAACAUCUCCCCCGGACCCUUGCUACGACGAGAAUGGUAACCCGAGGAGAUGCAUCCCCGAUUUUGUGAACUCCGCUUUCGGAAAGGAAGUCCGCACUUCCAGCACCUGUGGUAAAACCCCGGGUAGGUACUGCUUGGUAACAGAGAAGGGCGACGAGAGAAAUAGGAACUGUCAUACUUGCGAUGCCUCGAACCCGAAAAAGUAUCACCCACCGGCAUAUCUAACGGAUCUCAACAACCCCCAUAAUCUCACAUGUUGGCAAUCGGAAAAUUACAUCCAAUACCCCCAAAAUGUCACCAUAACACUGUCACUGGGCAAGAAAUUCGAAGUCACCUACGUAAGCCUGCAGUUCUGCUCACCUCGACCCGAAUCUAUGGCUAUCUUCAAGUCUAUGGACUACGGCAAAUCUUGGGUACCUUUCCAAUACUAUUCGGCCCAGUGCAGGAAAAUGUACACCAAACCGAGCAAGGCCACCAUUACCAAACAGAACGAACAAGAGGCGAUAUGCACGGACUCCCACACGGACAUGCACCCUCUAUCCGGCGGUCUCAUUGCCUUCAGCACUCUGGACGGCAGACCGUCGGCGCACGACUUCGACAACUCGCCGGAACCACUACCCCCUGCCCAUCUCACGGUGACGAGGAGGCAGUGGGACUCGCCCCACCUCCCAGUAGUCUUCGUCCUGCCAAACGGCACUGCCGGGACUGUUCGUCUGGGAUCUUCCCUACAGGCAGCUUAG
Molecule: messenger RNA, 1161 nt
Organism: Salvelinus sp. IW2-2015
Lineage: Eukaryota; Metazoa; Chordata; Actinopteri; Salmoniformes; Salmonidae
Source: RefSeq, a predicted model, not a curated record